Molecule: messenger RNA, 5513 nt
Organism: Manduca sexta (tobacco hornworm)
Lineage: Eukaryota; Metazoa; Arthropoda; Insecta; Lepidoptera; Sphingidae
Product: serine protease Hayan-like
Exons: 9
Coding region: 249-2648 (799 amino acids)
Biological process (GO): proteolysis
Molecular function (GO): serine-type endopeptidase activity
Source: RefSeq, a predicted model, not a curated record
AAGAAAUCAUUACCCCACGUUUUAAUUUCACUAGUGUUAGCAUAUAAAUAUUUUUGUGAGGGUAUUUGACACUUUUGCUAUUAAAACACAAGGUUGACUAAGCGAGGCAGUUGGUUGUUGACCGCCGUAUCGUAUGGUUGGUGAAAUAUUUGUGGAAGUUUUUCUGUAGUCAAAGCUGCGGUAUCAGUACUGCAGUAAGAAGAUGAAUAAGGGUUCUCGUUGUUGGCACAAUAGACGAUGAUGAUAUCAUGAUUCCACGCAGCUUGUUCCUUCUUACCGUGGCGAGUUUCUUAGCUGUCCAUACUUCAAGCCAGUACGUGGAUUUCCUCCAAGGACUACAAACAUUCUUCCAACCGUACCAGUUCGAUGGCAUAACGACCAGAAAACCAGAGAGUCGACGACAUGGCAGCAGACAGCAGAAUAAAAACCCCACAAACCCCACCAUAGCAUUCCCAGAUAGGCUCGAGAGGCCGAAAACAACUUCUAAACCUAAAAAGACAACCAGGCCUAUAUCUAGUCAAACUUCUAGAUACCACAGUACCACGCCUAGUUCAAAAGCAAAAAGCGACAGAAAAACUGAUUUUGGCAUCAUUAAUAACGAUUACAUAUAUUUCCCUGAUGAAGUACCAGCUAACUCUAACAAAAAAAACAGUCAAUGGGGAAAUAAAAAUGACAGAUAUCCCACCGCAACACAAAACAAGAGCAACAGGAACCCAGACGUUAGUAAUAUAAAUUGGGGCAACCAAAACGCCGUCAGCGCAAGCCUAACACAAUUGAAUACUCCAAAACCCACCGCAACACAAAAUAAAAACAAUCGUAACCCAGAUGUCAGCAAUAUACAAUGGGGUAAUCAAGACAAUCGAAGCCCAGUCAGUGCUAGCUUGACACAGGGGAGUAACAACAGGAAUCCAGCAGUUUCUGUAACCAAGAGACCCUCAACAAGCAGACAGAAUGGUGGUACAACUCGAAGACCACUGCCAAUUCGACCAGGAGUUAAACCAGCGCCAGUAGAUGAGAGUAGACCGCCGAUAACAAAUAAACCGGAAGAGCCGGUGUUUCCGGUUUCUUCGGAUGAACCGGAACUGGAAAUAGGGCCUGAUGAGGAUGAUAUGACUUCGGUGCAGAAGAGACAGUAUCUAGCUAUGGCUGAGCAAAUGUGUGACUCCUACAAAGCGCUUAGCGUGAAGACUGUGGCAGCCCUCCCCCUGGUGCCUUCCCCAGAGGUGGUGGAGUUCAACGUGAGUGACUGCACGCCCAUCAACAUCCCCCUGAUCAUUGGCGGCACGGUCUCCAACAUCGAGGAGUUCCCCCACAUGUCGCUCGUAGGAUGGAAGAAGGUUCAGACUGCCGGCUACUCCUGGAAGUGUGGUGGCUCCCUCAUCAGCGAACAGUACGUCCUCACAGCCGGUCACUGCACCUACCACGAGAAAGAUUAUAACGUUGUCAGUGGUCCACCUCACGCAGUCCAGCUCGGCUCAACAUACGUCGACGGCCCAGGAGCGGUAGUGGUGAAGUCAGCAUCAGUCAUCCGACAUCCGAAGUUCAAGCAACGGCGCUCUUACUACGACGUGGCCUUGAUAAAACUAGUUUCAAGUGUCAAGUUCUCAAACACCAUUAGACCGGCGUGUCUUGGAGUGCCACCUGCUGUUGGAAGACCUAUCGUCGCCACUGGAUGGGGAAGGACUGAAUUUGGAGGCGACCAAUCUCUAGAGUUGCGGAGCGUCUCCCUCCCAAUCUGGGACAUGCAGGAGUGCAAAGAGAUCUGGGGUACGUCCCUGAAGCUCCCUAACGGACCCUCAAGUGAUAGCCACGUGUGUGCUGGCGAGAGAACCGGCGGGAAGGACACCUGCCAGGGUGACUCCGGCGGACCAGCUCAAGUCCAAGAUGGCUGCGUUUGGAGAGUAGUAGCUGUGACGUCAUCUGGAAGAUCAUGUGGCGCUCCCGACACCCCAGCACUCUAUGCCACAGUACCACGAGUCUUCGUCGCUGCUGAGGUCUUCGGGAAAAAAGCGUUAGACAAUAGAUAUAGCAAUCAAAUCAAUUCGAACAAUCGCAAUCAGCCCACCGUGAACAGGAAUACGAACAAUCAAAAUCAAAACAAUCAAAACAAUAGGGUAAAUGUUAAUCAAAAUAAUAAUUAUAACACACAAACCACUAUUCAAAAUUGGAACAAUCAGAAUCAGAACAAUCAAAAUAAUAGGGUUAAUGUGAAUCAAAAUAAUUAUAAUACACAAACCCCUAAUCCUCAAAGUAAUUGGAAUAAUAACAAUCAACAAAAUAACAGAAACACGAACCAAAACAAUUAUGAACAACAAUAUCAGAAUAAUUUAAAUAAUCAAAAUAGAGACACGAAUAAAUAUUAUCAAGUUAGUACGAACAAUUACAACCAGAACAAAAACAAUCCAAUAAAUUAUAACGAAGUGACAACAAGAAAUCCGAAUCAAAAUUUUAAUUUUGAAGGUUACACUCAAAAUCCGAACAAUGACAAUCAGAAUUCGAACAAUUAUAAUCAAAACAAUCCGAAUCAGUAUUAUCAGAAUGGGUAUGAAAGAGAAAGCUGGAAUCCGAAUUAUAACAGAGGCAUUUAUGACUAUAAUGUGGGUAACAGUGAGUAUAGAGGAACAGACGGACCUUUCUGGAGUAGGUAGUCCAGUCAAAUCUAUAUUUACUUAAUAAUUGUUAAGUAAAUAGGAGAAAGUACUUAAGUCUUCUUCGGACGAUCAACAAACAAUCUCUACUGGUGGUAUGUCUCUCAUAUGUGUAAGGCCGCCUGGGUAGGUACCACCGCAAUGUCUAUUUCUGUCAAGCAGCAGUAUAUAGUCAAUGUUGUGUUCCAAUUUGAAGGACAUUGUAGCCAGUGUAACUUCUGGAGAUACUACGACAUAAUACCUCAUGUCUCAAGAUGGCGAGCGCGGUAUACCAAACAAUUCGUUGUAAUUCGAGGCGUUGGAUGGUGUUUUUACUGUUUAUGGAUCGUAUCGCUUACCAUCAGGCGAACGGCAAGCUCGUCUCGUCAUUUAAAGCUAUAAAAAAAAAUCGGCGAUUAGUCUUCAAUCAUAAUUGACGACUUCUAUACCUUUUUGUGUAAUUGAAUGAUUAGCUGUUAUUGCAAGUGGAAUUACUGUCUAUAAACAGUAACGUCACGAUGAAUUUACAUUUUUAAAAGAAUAGCUCAUGUUCGUUAAUUUACCCCUAAGAUUGAUCAUAUGGCUUAAUGACGAGACGAGCUUGCCGUUCGCCUGAUGGUAUGCGAUACGAUUCGUAAACAGUAGAAAUACCAACACCUUGAAUUACAAAGUGUUGUUUGGUAUUCCUCUACGCUCGUCAUCCUGAGACAUGAGAUGUUGUCUUAUGUCCAGUAGUUAUACUGGCUACAAUGUCCUUCAAACUUGCAACAGUGACUACAUACUGCUGCUCGCGGCAUAAAUAGACAUUUCAGUAUCUAACUAAGCGGACUCUCACAUAUAAGAGACCACCAGUCUUUUGUUAAAAUCCAAUUGUGUAUUUAUCUGGACAAUACUGAAGGUUAAUACUUCAAAACUUGGUAUAUCAAUGUGCCAAAGUUCAUUUAAAUCUAUGCAACUAAGCGUUUACUUCUAACAAACAAAUAAAUAUUACUUUUGCAUUUAUAUUAAUAAAGGAAAUAAUUAUAGAAUUAGAGUUAAUGUAUUUUUGAAGCUCUGUCAAUCCUUCGCUUUAACGGUGAAGGAAAACAUCGCGAGGAAACUUACAUAUCUAAAAAUUCUUCACAAUUUCGUAGGUAUGUAAAGUCUGCAGUAGGCCAGCGUAAUGGACUAAGACCUACCCAUCGCUGUAGUAGAUAAGGCCCGUGCCAGUAGUGGAGCAGUAUAUAAUACAAGGCUGAUAUUAUUAUUGCAUACUAAUCAAAUGUCCGCAGGUUCAAUACCCAAGGGCACGCACCUCGGACUUUUCUAAAGUUAUAUGUGUAUUUGUGAGUUAUCGCUUGCUUUAACGAUGAAGGAAAACAUCGUAAGGAAACCUGCAUACCUGAGAAUUUCUCCAAUAAAAUUUCGAAGGUAUGUGGUCUACCGAUCCGCACUACAGCGUGGUGGACUAAGGCCUAAUCUCUGAGUAGUAGAGGAGGUCCGCGCCCAGCAGUGGGACAGUAUAUACAGGGCUGAUAUUAUUAUACUAAUCAAAAUCCCUCUGGAACCGUCUUCGGUGCAGUAGGGCUGAUCACAGAUUCUUCUGUGUCUAGGUAACCAAUGGAGCCUUCUCUGCGCGGUGAAGUCUACCGUCUCCAGUAGUGGAGGGGCUCAGAAACCGGAAGACGUUCGGCGUCUGCAUGAGGCUUAACCAAGUAAAAUGGCAAUAAUUCUCUCCUAUCUUGAUUAAAGUACAAAUGCUUUUGACUUCGAAGGGGUAGAGACUUAGAGACUUUCCCGCCCUCACACCCACCACUACAACUCCUGUGAGGAUCACCGAGCGGUGAAGCUCGCCGAGUCUCAGAGAACACUAACAUGUCAUCCCGUAACGAAAUUAAUCAAAAAGAAUGAUAAGGAGGAGUUGGAAAUAUUCAUUGUUCACUUGGGAUUGGCAGAUGCAACCACUCUAAUUAAGUGUUCCGUCCUAUGAUGUGAUAGGGACGAGUCUAACGCCAAAUCAGGCACAAACUCCAGGCUCCAAGGUGGUAGUGAGCAGAAAAACUUUAUUUUGCCCGAUUCGGGAUUCAAACCUUGGAUCUCAGAGUGUUAUACCUUAAUUAACUACGUCACCGAGGUACUAGAUUACAAAUAUCAAUUUAUCCUGUUAGUAACAUAAUAACUAACGAUUAUUGUCUGAAUGAUAUUAAUUUGGAUAACGCAGGUGUCCGAGAUUUUAGAUAAUACUUGUUAUAAAAUGGUUUUUCCUUACGUCUAGAUUAUUUAUAUUCGCCCGCGUAACCGUACUCAAGAAGUAAUAUCACAGUGACCCACGUUUCAGGAUCUGUAUCCCAUUGAUUCCCAAAGGUCCAGGUGGACCCCCAGGAGUCUAGGUGAAACUUGACGGAGAUCAAUGUUGGCUUGACCAAAAAAUUGAAAUUCACAAUUCGUAAGCGAGGGUCCACGAAAAUUCAUUUGAUAGUAAAGGCUAAGGCACGGUGACCCCAACAUAACUGUCCAAUGCCCCCCAUAAAGGCUGGACCGGUAAUACUCUUUAUCAGCGAUACCAAAAAAAGGUCCACCGGAACCAGCAAAAUUGAAAGUGGUCUAUGAGGAAAAAAGUUUGGGAACCUCUGGUAUAUCCAAAGAGGCCUUGUGUCGAUUGAAAGAUCCUCUCUUGUCAGUCGAUAAAUCUGGAGGCUAUACAAACGAGUCCAGUAGAGUCACUCCCGUUUGUGUAUAAAAAAACGGCUAUGUACGCCUGAUCGGUUUUUAGUAUAUGUAUAUACAAUGUAAUGUUCCAACAGGCAUAAUUGUGUCGACUGAGGUGUAAUCGUCUCUCGUCAGACGACAUUAUUGGACCGCACUCUUACCAUCAGGUGUAGUGCGGUCACUUUUCCCGGCCUGUAU